CUAUCUGCCACCAUCAAUCAUGACGAUGGGAAAGAUCAUCUUCUAUGAGGACAGGAACUUUGGUGGCCAUCACCAUGAGUGCAUGAGUGACUCUGCCGACCUGCACUCUUACUUCAACCGCUGCAACUCCAUCAGGGUGGAGAGUGGCUGCUUCAUGGUCUAUGAGAGGCCCAACUACACAGGUCACCAGUUCUUCCUAAAGAGAGGGGAGUAUUCUGACAACCAGCGGAUGAUUGGCAUCAACGACUGCAUCAGGUCCUGCCGUAUAAUCCCAAUGUACCGAGGCAAUUAUAAGGUGAAGCUGUACGAUCGGCCAGACAUGGCUGGCCAGAUGAUGGAGCUGAAUGAAGACUGUCCCAGCGUCCAGGAUCGCUUCCGCAUGUCGGAUGUCAACUCCUGCAGCGUGAUGGACGGCCACUGGCUGAUGUACGAGCAGCCCAACUACAGGGGCAGGCAGUACUACCUGAGGCCUGGAGAGUACAGGAAGUACAACGACUGGGGAGGCAUGAGCCCCAGGAUCGGCUCCAUCCGACGAAUCACCGACUUCAACUAGAAAUUCUCAUUAUUUUCCUUUGUCAGUUCUCAAUAAACCUGCAUUUUUGAAAUAC
Molecule: messenger RNA, 608 nt
Organism: Hypomesus transpacificus
Lineage: Eukaryota; Metazoa; Chordata; Actinopteri; Osmeriformes; Osmeridae
Product: gamma-crystallin M2-like
Exons: 3
Coding region: 20-553 (177 amino acids)
Biological process (GO): lens development in camera-type eye; visual perception
Molecular function (GO): structural constituent of eye lens
Source: RefSeq, a predicted model, not a curated record